AAUGUGGCGCCAAGCGAAGCUGCCACUGGGAUCCGUGCAGUCAUCUAUAGGCACCAAGAGUCGGACAACAAUUAUGUGGAGAUUGCGCAAACAGAAACUGUUUUUGAGCAGACCAAUGUCACAUUUCAACAUCGAUGUCCUCUAACUUAUCGAUUUGAUAGGCUAGAAAGGCUUAAAGUUGCUGUGUUUUGCGUAAAAGAUGACAGUGGCAUCUUCAGUCAUCGAAUUGGUGAAGUCUACACAGAUGUAGCUACCAUUAUCGCCAAAGGAACUUCCAUCUCACUUCCCUUGUCUCCUUCUGCUGCUAUUGAUCUCUAUAUCACUGUUCCUGGCUUUUAUUCGCACUAUGUCAAGCUAAAAUUCUGUGGAAAUCAUUUGCAAAUUCACGAGAAUUUGCCAUUGGCUGCUUACAUGGUAUUUGUUCUGAAAACUGAGAAUCGUACGAUCCUUCUGCAUAAGAGCGAAGUUGUAAAAGCAAAAAAUCCAAAAUGGAAAGAAUUUUCCGUUCCACUCUACGUGAUACAGUUCUUUCAACAAGGAGCUUUGCAAAUCUUUUGCUAUAACCAGAAUGUGAACGCGGCAGACACAUUGAUAGGCUUUUGCAACACUUCUAUGGCUCAGUUGGAGCGAGGAGUUGGCGCUCUGAAUUCAUACAUGGUAAAUGGCCUCCUGAUGAACUUUGAAGGGAAACGUAUGCAUGACAAAAUGUCUAUUGAUCUGGAGUUGAUGGAAUUGGUUCAGGGGGAGUCAUUCUUUAAUGCAAUCAAGGAAGGUACUCUUAAUCCUACAAUCUUCCUCGUCAUGAUCGGUGUGUCCAGGCUUAUUGCAAAGCGCAGUCUUGUUGUACUUUUUAGCACUCAACUACAUCUCACCACGGCAAUAGAUUUAUCGGCCUCAAAUGGAAACCCAAACGAGCCCGGUUCUCUCCAUUUUAUUCAUCCACACACACAAAGCCCUUAUUUCAAUGUGAUGCUUCGCCUAACGCCAUUGUUCCUUAGUUAUAUGGCUAAUUCCAGAAUAGGUAUGCAAGUCGUUGAAGGCAGUGCACUUGGUUUCGGCGCACGAACACAGCCUCGAUUUGAGUUGUCGCAGUGUUUUGCACUGGUGAGCACUUCUAUCUCAAGUUUGCAUGCAUAAUU
This is a messenger RNA of Strongylus vulgaris, 1139 nucleotides long. The record is from the annotation of a GenBank genome assembly. NCBI's taxonomy places the organism in Eukaryota, Metazoa, Nematoda, Chromadorea, Rhabditida, Strongylidae.